This is a messenger RNA of Myotis lucifugus (little brown bat), 966 nucleotides long. Its product is annotated as PHD finger protein 21B-like. NCBI's taxonomy places the organism in Eukaryota, Metazoa, Chordata, Mammalia, Chiroptera, Vespertilionidae. The transcript has 8 exons. The record is from RefSeq and is a predicted model, not a curated record. The annotation marks the transcript as partial.
AUGGGGUCAGGGGAGUGGGAGCUGGCGGAAGGCAGCCAGUCAUUCCCGGCCGAGAGGAAGGCUCUGGGAUCCAUCACUGCCGUGCCGGUCACGGGGCCUCAGGUCAGCUCCUUGCAGAGGCUGGCCGGGCAAGGAGUGGCACUGCUACCUCAGGUUAGGCCAAAGACUCUGAUUCCAGACAGCCUCCCCGUCACCCCCGGCCGGGACCGGCCACCCAAACAGCCCCCAACAUUCCAGAAGGCCACCGUGGUCAGUAUCAAGAACCCCAGCCCAGCCCUCCCCACCGCCAACAACACCGUGAGCCAUGUGCCAGCACCCGGCAGCCAGCCCCAGGCCCUCGCGGAGCCGGCCGCCAUCACGUCUUCUCUGAGCAGUGCCGGGGUGGCCUACGCCAUCAUCUCCACGGCUCCCAGCAAUGCCGCCGCCAUCGCCCCCAGCGCCGCCGUGUCCGUGGUCAGCGACAGCAUCAAAGUCCAGCCCCUCCUCAUCAGUACCGACAACAAGGUCAUCAUCAUUCAGCCUCAAGUGCAGACCCAACCCGAGAGCAAGGCCGAGUCGCGGCCGCCCACGGAGGAGCCGUCUCAGGGAGCGCAGGCCUCCAAGAGGAAGGAAGCCCGGCCCCCGAGCCAGGAGAACCCCGAGAAAAUCGCCUUCAUGGUGGCGCUGGGCCUGGUUACCACGGAGCACCUGGAAGAAAUCCAGAGCAAACGCCAGGAGCGGAAGCGGAGAAGCACCGCCAACCCCACCUACAGCGGCCUCCUGGAGACCGAGAGGAAGCGGCUGGCGUCCAGCUACCUGAACAGCCCCCUGUUCCUCACGGCACGAGGUGAGCAGGGCCAGGCCCCGUGGUGCCCACGGCCACUGCGGCAGGACCCGCCCACCACAGAGCUGACCUGGGUCGGGAUGCCCACUAACAUGUUCUCGCCCUUCCUCCCUGUGCCAGCCAAUGAGGAGCCCUGCUGGAAG